Molecule: messenger RNA, 2826 nt
Organism: Microtus ochrogaster (prairie vole)
Lineage: Eukaryota; Metazoa; Chordata; Mammalia; Rodentia; Cricetidae
Gene: Fkbp14
Product: FKBP prolyl isomerase 14
Molecular function (GO): peptidyl-prolyl cis-trans isomerase activity; calcium ion binding
Source: RefSeq, a predicted model, not a curated record
AGAGUUCACAGUGUGUGGGAAAGUUGGUAGUAAAAGUGCCACGUCUUCCUGGGAGGUUGGGGGGGAGUCCUAAACUUACCCGAGGCUGUUGCCGCUUUCGGCACCUUUUUAACUCUAUGAAGUCGGGGGCCCUUUCUCUGCUUUGGUAACAUGAGUUUUUUCUUGUGGAACGCGAUCUUGACACUGUGGGUCACGGCUGUGAGUGGAGCUUUGAUCCCUGAGCCAGAAGUGAAAAUCGAAGUUCUCCAAAAGCCGUUCAUCUGCCAUCGCAAGACCAAGGGAGGAGACCUUCUGUUGGUCCACUACGAGGGCUAUUUAGAAAAGGACGGCUCCCUAUUUCACUCCACUCACAAGCAUAACAAUGGUCAGCCCAUCUGGUUCACCCUGGGCAUCCUGGAGGCUCUCAAAGGCUGGGACCAAGGCUUGAAGGGGAUGUGUGUGGGAGAGAAGAGAAAGCUCAUCAUUCCUCCAGCCUUGGGCUACGGCAAAGAAGGGAAAGGCAAAAUUCCCCCAGAGAGCACACUGAUAUUCAACAUUGACCUCCUGGAGAUUCGAAAUGGCCCACGGUCCCAUGAAUCAUUUCAAGAAAUGGAUCUGAAUGACGACUGGAAGCUCUCUAAGCAUGAGGUUAAAGUGUAUCUGAAGAAGGAGUUUGAGAAGCACGGUGCAGUGGUGAAUGAAAGUCACCAUGAUGCUUUGGUGGAGGAUAUCUUUGAUAAAGAAGAUGAAGACAAAGAUGGCUUUAUCUCGGCUAGAGAAUUUACAUAUGUGCAUGACGAACUGUGAGGGUGCGCCUGCCAUUGUAUAGCGUCCAUCUCUAAAGGGAAGACAGUACCUUUAAAGAAAGUUGCAGUUUUGAACAACAUUCUGAUCUUGCUUUGUUUGCUUUCAGUUUUAUGUUAUUUUCUGUUAUUUAAGAAACCCCAUAGACUUUGUAAAUAUCCAUAUCAUUCUUUUAAGUUAUUGGGAAGAAACAGUCAUCUUUGAGUAGACUUCUGGGCCAUUCCAGGUUCACACAAAGCUUGUCUGCCCGCUUCCUUCUCACAGCAAUAUUUUGCAGCUGGAAGCGUGCCACAACAAACGGACAGGUUGUAGCACAAAUCAGCGCCCCAGGGCUUUUUCCUAUCAGGUAAUAAUGAAGUUUUUUCUUUACCUAUUUUUGAGUCCCCGCCUGAGGAGGCAUAUAGUAGGCCUCAUUCCUAAACAGUUAUGGCCUCACUGUGGAGAUGUGCAGUGUUGGAUGAUUAAUGGAGUUAGCAGCUCGUGAAUAGGUGUGCAUCGAAACAUUCUGCCCAGACUUCAUAGUGGCUAAUGGCCUAGUAAAAUAAGUCAGACAAAUCAUUUAUGUGUUUGUUUCCUUGUAAUCAAUAAUUCAAAAUAUGGUGGGCCUGGCAGAGAGUUGUAUUUAUGGUCAAUGUUUACUUUUAAGGCUACCAGAUUAGCCAGUUGGUUCUUCACUGAAUAAAGUUUACAGUUAAUACAUGAUUUCACAAUAACAAUGAAUUAUGAGAGGAGUUAGUAAAUCAACUAGAUUAUCCCAUUUCUGACUCAUUGAAAAUGAGGCCGACCUAUAUCAACUUCUAUCACUACUCAUCCUGAGUUUGAAAACGGACUUUUUUCAUUUUCUCUCAAAUUAAUGUAUCAAAAUGACGACUAAUGGCCGGGCGGUGGUGGCGCAUGCCUUUAAUCCCAGCACUCGGGAGGCAGAGGCAGGCGGAUCUCUGUGAGUUCGAGACCAGCCCGGUCUACAAGAGCUAGUUCCAGGACAGGCUUGCUCCAAAACCACAGAGAAACCCUGUCUCGAAAAACCAAAAUAAAAAAAAAAUGACGACUAAUUCUGUUUUUAAAAAUUGAUUUUAAUCAAAUUGGCUGCAGACUUCCAGAUCUCCAUCUGUUAGACAUAGGUUCUCAUAGUUUAUAAAAAUGGGUCACACGCACUGUUGUCUGACCGUUGUUGUUCUGACACCUUUGGGAAGCUGCUGGGUCUGAUGGUACCGCUUUAUGGAUGAGAGGUGCUGUUCAGAGGUGACUGAUGAGCCCAGCGCUGGUGGUUAAGCUGCGGACACAUCUUCAGUCCCUGAGUUCACUUUUCUACUUCUGUGCUAAGGAAGAAGCAGCGAGUUUGUAUGUAUCAGUUGGGCCCCGUUUCCCUUCGCACCUUUACCUCUGGGAACAGCUCCUGACUGAUCCUGGCAGAUCCCAGCUCUCCUCAGGAUUCAGGAAUGUCUGUGUUCUCAUAGAAUAAUCUUCCUAUUUGCUCCCAGUGAGAGGGGUCAGGUUUUAGUUCACCCAUUCCCAUCCCCUCCUGUUGUUUGAAGAAAUUAGAUGACUUCACCACCUACGCAUUGACACUUUCCUAGCCAAAGCAUGUCAUUGGGAAGACUAUACUCCAGGACCUGUUCUUGAAGAUUUCAGGUAUAACCGUGAAAUGAUUGUCAGCACUGCCUUUUUCUUGACCUUGGGAGGUUGUGGAAAGGCCUGUGACUGUCUUGAGAGGACAGUGGGGUGUCUUGAAGCCUGCCUUGCACCGAAGCUGCAACCACCAUCUGUGUUGGAACAAGGAAGGAGAAAGAAUCUUAAUUAUUCAAUUGUAUAAAUUUGUAUCGGUCCUCAGCUAAACAGUCAAACAAGUGUGAAAGAAAGACAUGCCGGUAAUAAUGGUUGCUUAAGCCUUUGCCUUUUGUAUAGUAAUAUCUUUGCACCCUCCCAUUAGCGGGAAUAAACACCAACUGUGACUUUAUAUAUAUGUCAUUUGACUCAUAACUGUUCCAUGUGUCAUAUUUAAAUUUCUAUGUCUAUUGUGAUACUCCUUUUGCAAAUAAAGUU